This is a messenger RNA of Elaeis guineensis (African oil palm), 2261 nucleotides long. RefSeq lists its product as uncharacterized. The record is from RefSeq and is a predicted model, not a curated record. Gene Ontology annotation, biological process: mRNA splicing, via spliceosome. Gene Ontology annotation, molecular function: RNA binding. Gene Ontology annotation, cellular component: RES complex; U2-type spliceosomal complex. NCBI's taxonomy places the organism in Eukaryota, Viridiplantae, Streptophyta, Magnoliopsida, Arecales, Arecaceae.
CGACGGCACCUUCAUAUUAUCGUUCAAGCGGAGCGCCCGCAUAGAAAGUUGCCGCACGGCCGUUUUCUCUUGUUCGUUCUUUCCCUUCCCCUCUGCCGGGAGUCCGAUAAAAAAACUUCAAAACCCUAGGGUUAGCGUUUUCCUGUCAUUCAUUCCGCGCCAAGAAGGAUCCCCCGAUUUCGUGCCCUCCACCAGCUCGCGAGCUUCAAUGGCGGCCGCUUCGGCGUCGGCCUCCACCGCUCUCUCCCUCAAGGAUUAUCUCAAACGGUACGAAUCCGGCGCCGACGACCAGAAGAAGAAAAAGAAGAAGAAGAAGAAGCAGAAGGAGAAGCCCAAGUCCGACGCCAAGGGGGGAGUUCGCGUCCUGGACGAAGACCCCGUCUGGCAAAAGCCCGUCCAGAUCGAAGAAGAAGAGGAAUCCGAUUCCGCUGGCGAAGAAAAACCCCAAAUUGAUGAGGAUAUAGAAGUCAAACGCAUGAAGAGGCUCGAAGCAAUUCGAUCCCGGAGGCCGUACCAUGCGAUUUCUGAAGAUGGGAGCGGUUGGGUCUCGAUUUCCGACCCGUCGAAGCCCUCGAAUGCUGCCGAGGGCGGCCGAGAUCUUUCCCCGCCGCGACAGCGUCAUGCCCGGUUCGACACGCCCUCUCCUGAGUCCAAACAGCGGCCUUUGGAUGCAGAAAAUGCUGAUCUUUCGCCUCCACGGCAGCGACGGAGGCGGUUUGAUUCGCCAGAGCCUGAAAGAAAGAUGUCUGGUAUUGGGGAAGCUGACAUGUCGCCGCCUCGAAGGCAAUCUACCGAAGAUCACUCCCCUCCACGGCGGGCUCGGCGGCGUUCGCCGGAGGUUGAGGCAUCUCGAGGCUCCCCAAUUGCCGACCUUUCUCCGCCGCGGAGAACCAGGAAGAGCUCCCCGGAGGACUUCUCCCCUCCCCGCCGGGAUCGUCGCCGCUUGCAGGAACCUGCUGACAUUUCUCCUCCUAGGAGAAGUCGGAAGGUUUCACCGCGUGACAUCUCUGCACCACGUAGGGCUCGUUCACCGGAUGCUCAAGGGCCACGCCAGUCUCCUGCUAGGGACCUUUCUCCUUCGAGAAGAAGUCGUAAGGAUUCGUCAGUUGACCUCUCUCGACCACGCCGGGUUCGUCAGCGCUCGCCUGAUGCUGUAAGGCGUCAGGGGUCUCCUGCUGCCGACCUUUCUCCACCAAGAAAAAGUAGAAAGCAGUUGUCUUUGGACAACGAAGCACGCAGGACUGGAUUGCUUUCAGCUAAGGAAAUAAAAGAUGAGAUCAACCAGAAAAAGAAGGAGGAACUAUCGAGGUUUGCUUCCAUGGAUCCUUCUAUGAGCGGGAGAGGUGCAGCACCCGUGUUUCGUGAUGAGAAAGGAAAACGCAUUUCAAAGGAGGAGUUGUUGAAAUCAAAGGAAGAAGAGAAACCGAAGGAAAAAAAAUUGGAGUGGGGCAAAGGCUUAGCACAGAAACGAGAAGCUGAAGCUAGGGCACAAGAGUUAGAACUUGAGAAGGAUAAACCUUUUGCACGUACUAGGGAUGACCCAGAGCUUGAUAAGAUGUUCAAGGAGAGGAUCAGAUGGGGAGAUCCAAUGGCACACUUGGUCAAGAAGAAGAACCCAGAGUCUGUUUUGGAAGAUCUUGGUGAUGAUGAGAAAAUGAAAGAAUCUGGUUUUAUAAUUCCUCAGACUAUUCCCAGUCACAGCUGGAUAAAACGUGGAUUAGAUUUUCCUCCAAAUCGUUACGGCAUCAGACCAGGUCGUCAUUGGGAUGGAGUUGAUCGUAGCAAUGGUUAUGAGAAGGAAUUGUUUAAGAGACAGAAUGAAAAGCGAGCCACCGAGAGGGAAGCCUAUCUUUGGUCUGUUUCUGAAAUGUAAGUACUCAAAUCAAGAACAAUCAGACCAGAUGAAGUCCUUCCUCAAAUACCUGUCUGCAGUGAAGACCAACACAGGUAUCAGAUCCAUUGUCAUCCCCCAAGUUCCCAUGAUGGCGAUGUGGUGGUCGCUUGAAUGAUUUUUUCUUGAUCUUGGGUGAAUGAUGCUGCUGGCAAAAUGUUCUUAUUAGCUUCAUGAAACAUAUUCCUCACACGAGGCACUGUUUUAUGUCCUCAUCCUGGAGCAAAGGAAUAUCGGGCCCCCUACUCCAUUGUUUCCAAAUGUGAAACUGGGUCAUCUUUAUCAGCUGUACACCAUUUAAUAUCUGUAAAAUGUUCAUGAAUUUUGGAUAAAAUCACAUCUUGGGCACCCAUUGAUUGGCAUUUUACAA